AGGUAGCAGCUCCCGGAGUCGGCUGGACGGAGACGGGGCGAAGAGAUCCUCCGUCUCCUGCACUGGGGUUGUUUUUAUUUCCCAUCCUGCCGUCCUCCUCCUGCGGGCUGAGUCCCGCCGCCUGGCUGGCUGCCCGCCCGCCCGGGUGAAGCUAUGGUGGACACCCGAGCGCAGGCACCGAGCGCGCCGUUUUAACUCGGCUGCCCCCGGGAUCCGGGCGGAGUUGGCCGGCCGGCCGAGGAGGGAGCGGACUGCGGCGCCAUGGAGGCGGAGGAGCCGCUGGUGGAGAGCGAGAGCUUCCUGCGCACUGAGGUCGAGCGCCUGAACCGGGAGCUGAGCGAAACGACCCAGGAGAAGAUCCAGGCGGCCGAGUACGGUCUGGUGGUGUUAGAGGAGAAGCAGAGCCUCAAACAACAGUAUGAGGAGCUGGAGAGCGAGUAUGAGACAGUCAAACAGGAAUUGGAGCAACUCCGAGAGGCUUUUGGUCAGGCAUAUAGCAACCAGAAGAAAGUAGCAGCUGAUGGAGAGAGUCGUGAGGAGUCCUUGAUUCAGGAGUCUGCUUCUAAAGAGGCCUAUUAUGUUGGGAAGAUUCUAGAACUGCAAACAGAACUAAAACAGUUGAAAAAUGUGCUCACCAAUGCCCAGUCUGAAAAUGAUCAUCUUGCUUCAAUCACACAGCAGCUAAAAGAGAGCAGUCAAGUUGUCGAACUCCAGAGAAAUCGCUUACGUGAUGAUAUUAAAGAAUAUAAAUUCCGUGAAGCAAGGCUUUUGCAAGAUUACUCUGAGCUUGAAGAUGAAAACAUUUCUCUUCAGAAACAAGUCUCUGUACUUAAACAAAACCAGGUUGAAUUUGAAGGUCUUAAACAUGAAAUUAAAAGACUUGAGGAAGAGACAGAAUUCCUCAACAGCCAAUUAGAAGAUGCCAUCAGACUGAAAGAAAUAGCAGAACGCCAACUUGAGGAAUCCCUGGAGACGUUGAAGAAUGAGCGGGAGCAGAAAAACAACAUGCGGAAAGAAUUGUCUCACUAUAUGAAUAUCAAUGAUUCAAUGUAUACUAGCCAAUUGAAUAUAUCUUUGGAUGGAUUGAAGUUUAGUGAUGAUGGCAAUGAGCCAAACAAUGAUGAGAUGGUUAAUGGUUAUGAAAACAGUCUCAGCAAAAUGAACGGUGAUAAUAAGCUCCCCACUCCUAAGAAAAAUGAUGUCUUUAAGCCAGCACCAAGUUUGGUGUCCGAUUUGCUAAGUGAAUUAAACAUUUCUGAAAUUCAAAAGCUGAAACAACAGCUGAUGCAGGUGGAAAGGGAGAAGAACUCCUUGCUUGCUACUCUCCAAGAGUCUCAGAAGCAGUUAGAACAUGCCAGAGGUGCUUUGUCAGAACAACAUGAAAAAGUUAGCAGACUCACUGAGCAUGUCAGUGCUAUGAAGAAACUGCAGGCUAGCAAAGAACGACAAACUUCACUUGAUAAUGAAAAAGAACGCGACAGUCAUGAAGAUGGCGAUUACUAUGAAGUAGACAUAAAUGGACCUGAGAUUCUGGAGUGCAAGUACAAGGUAGCGAUAGCUGAUGUAAAUGAACUGAAGGAAGAACUAAAAAAUCUGAAGGCCAAGUACACUGAUAAUGAGAACAAAUAUGAAAAGGAAAAGACAAGAAAUGAAAGUGAAAUCCAAGUAUUGACAGAAAAACUUACAUUACUGGAAAAAACUAAUAAACAGGACCGGGACCAGGUAAUCUGCCUUGAAAAGGAACUGAAGAAAGUGAGUGAAGUAGCUGAAGGAACCCAAGGUAGUUUGACUGUUGCUCAAGAUGAGCUGGUCACUUUCAGCGAAGAAUUAGCAAAUCUAUACAACCAUGUUUGUAUGUGCAACAAUGAGACACCCAACCGGGUGAUUCUGGAUUACUUCAAGGAAGGCAAAGGUGUUCGCAGUAGUCCAGAAGGUAAAGAAAGAAAAUCACCAGUUCUGCUGACAAAGGGACUUUUUCCAGGAGAGAUGGGAAAAAUUGAAAAUGGUAAUGGAGACACUGUAUCAUCAUCUGGUUCACCUUUGCCCUCCCCAUUGUCUUACUCCAGUGAUCCACGUAAAGAGCCAAUGAACAUUUACAACCUGAUUGCUGUCAUUCGAGACCAAAUCAAGCACCUUCAAAAAGCCGUUGAUCGAUCAACAGAACUAUCCAAACAACGUCCUACGUCGCCUGAACUUGGGUCAGUGGCAGACAAAGACAAAGAAGUAUUUAUGGAUGAGAUCUUGAAACUGAAGUCCUUGUUAAGUACCAAGAGAGAGCAAAUAGCAACACUGAGGACAGUACUCAAAGCGAACAAGCAGACUGCUGAAGUAGCCCUUACGAACCUGAAAAGUAAAUAUGAGAUCGAGAAAGCCAUGGUCACAGAGACCAUACUGAAGCUGCGUAAUGAACUCAAGGCUUUAAAAGAAGAUGCUGCUACUUUCUCAUCCUUGAGAGCCAUGUUUGCAACAAGAUGCGAUGAAUAUGUAAAUCAGCUGGAUGAAAUGCAGCGUCAACUUGCUGCUGCUGAGGAUGAGAAGAAGACUCUGAACUCUCUUCUUCGCAUGGCCAUUCAACAGAAACUGGCAUUGACUCAAAGGCUGGAGGACUUAGAGUUUGAUCAUGAGCAGUCCAAGCGUGGCCGAACCAAGUCGUGGACCAAAACCAGAGCUAACAACCCCAGUGUAAGUCAUGUUCGCUCUUGUGUUGUCAGACAAGAGGGAGUAGUUGUCAGCAACCAGAUGUAUUGCAAUGAGAAAUACAAAAUCUGCUGUGAUUGAUUGAUUGUGAUAUACAAGGGAUUCACAAGAGGUUGGAUAGUAAAUAGGUGUAAUGCUUUGGUGUGCAGCACAGUAUUAAUGCCCUGUUUUCUUAGCAUUGCAAUAUGUUAAUCUGUAUUGGAUUGUUAAUUGUAUGGAGAUGAAGUAAUUGGAUUAGUGUGGCAUAUACACUUUGUAAUUUAAGGCUUUAAUUGCGAUACCUGUACAUUAUAUGGGUACUGUGGUAUCUCUGAGCUGUCAAUUCAUUCUAUCAGCUUGCUCCCACACCACUGUCUGAAGUCUGUAUAGUACAAAUGUGCUUUUGUUUUUCUCAACCAGUUUGGUUUGCACUUCAUCUUCCAAACAAAGGGUUACAUUUAACAAUUAUGUUUUGCAUACGUUUACAGUAUUGAUAUAUGCAAAUUCAUCCCAUCUCCAUUUAACCUUCAAUUUUGUUUUACCAAAAUUGUAGUUAAGGUUGUGCAGUUUUAAAAAUAUUGAGAAUUGUAAUUUCCAGAAUAUAAAGGAUGUUGGAGUUUUAUAUCUACUAAUGCUGUUCUUGAACCCUUUUUUAAGUACAAUAAUGUGUGAAGAUUAUAUCCCGAGCAAGAGACAGAUUUUUGUCUGUGUAUUCCAGUAUUGGAAACACAGUACCAUGCUUCAGUGUUAGUUCAUGCCACUGGUGCUUGCAGGCUAUAAAUUUCAAAUUGUUUGUUUAUUCGAGCACAGGAGGUGUGGAACUCUGAAUUAUGUGAGACAAUAUAGGACAUGGAGGAAAUCCUCGUAUUAAAUACGAGUAAUUUCAAAGCUGGCAGUGAAUGUGUUAAUUUUUUGUUUCAUAAGAUUGUGCUUUGAAUUCAACAAAUACAGGGACUGUGACUGCAGCAGUAUACGUUAUUUACAUAGAACAGUAUGUCUGCGCUGACCAUAUUCUACACUAAUCCCAUCUGCUUGCACAUGGUUGGUAUCCCUGUAUUCUCUGCCUGUUCAUGUGUCUGCCUAAAUAUCUCUUACACAUUGCUAUUAUAUUUGCUUCUACCACCUCCCCAAUAACGUGUUCCAGAUGACUCUCUAAGUUUUCAAAGAAAACUUGCCUUGCACCUCUCCUUUUAAACUUCCACCUUAAGUUUAUGUAUCCAUGUUCCUCAUAAUUUUAUAUACUUCUAUCAGGUCACCCCUCAGCCUCUGACUCUUGUGAAGACAAUCCAAAUUUGUCAAACCUCAUACACUCCAAACCAGAUAAAAUCCCCGCAAAUCUCUUUUGCAUCCUGGUCUAAAGCCUUCCUACAGUGUGCUCACCAGAAUUGCACAUUACACUUCAAAUGUAGCCUAAAAUAUUAUACAGUUGCCCCAACAUUACUUGCCACCUUUUAUACUCAAUAGCUUGAUUGAUGUAGGCAAGCUUGCCAUAAACCUUCCUAACCAUCAUCUUCACUUGUGUUGCCACUUUCAGGAGUUAUGGAUUUACACUCAAAGAUUCAAUACUUCUAAGGGUCCUAUCAUUUACUGUAAACUUUUCUCUUGCUUUUGACCUCCCAGAAUGCAUCACCUUGCUUGUCUGAAUUAAGUUCUAUUGGCCAUUUCUCUACCCAACUUUCCAACUGAUCUACAUCCUGCUGCCUUUGACAACAUCCUCACUAUUCACAGCCUCCAAUUUUCAUAUUGGAAAGUUUAAUAACAGUUGGAGCAUUUGAUGCUGUUAAUUUAAAUAAGCACAAAGUGAAGCGCACACAAUGGACUGAGGGUGCACCAAAUUGGGUAAGAACUGUUGUCAAACAUAUGCUGUCUGGCACAAAUUUCCUUCACCUCGGCAAAUCCCUCCUGAAGCAAUAUAAGAAACUAUUCCAUAUCCUGCCAUUUCUCAUUGUCAGUAGCUUUGUGCUUUUAAUACCCCCACAUUGCAUAUAAGUAGUUGGGAGAUUUGUGUUAAUAAUAUGAAAAUACAGACAUUGCCUAUCUUGUGGUUCCAAAAACUUAUCAUACUAUGACUUGGAAUAUUCAUAUCUUGUUUCACUUCAUUCUUUAAAUAAACUUUAUUCAUCUCCAUUUUCUUACUUUAAAAAGAUCGAAUACAAAAUAGCUACAUGCUAGCAAUGUAUUUAAAUUGUAGAUCCAGAUUUCUAAAUGAAUAAAGUUAAACUAUUUUGUAUACUAACUAGCCACAGUGGGUCAAAAGACUGCAAUUGAAGACUCUUCUGCUCCCAGUUCAUACUGAUGUUUAUGUAUCACUCACUAGUGUUUUGUAGGUAGUAAGAAAUAUUUAUCAUUUCUAGAAUCUGAGUUCUACAGUAAAUGAACAAUAAUUUCUGCUGUUAAUAUUAAAUGUUGAUUUGCCAUUUUUCCCAUUUGGUGCUACUGAUUGCGAGUAUGAGUUCACAGACAAAAUAACAGAACAAGCUUUGUUCUUUUAGCUACUCUCAGUGCACUAUUACAAAUUACUGUUCUGUCUGAGAGCUUUAAAAUUACCUUAAAGUAGAAUUUAAAGAAUUUUUUCUUCAAUAACUUAUGACACAGCAGAGCUAAUGAAGAGUUGAACAUUUAAAAAAAUUUUUGGAGCAACUUGUGAUAAUGAACCAGAAAUUUGCCAUUGUUGAAAUCAUGUAAACAAAGUAUUUGUUAAAUUCAGUCUUGGUUUAGUUUUCUGUGCUGUGCAAUCCUUUGAAGGCCUUUGAUCUACAGAUAAUUAACUUCUUUACAUUGUGGGCAAAGCACCAGUGGUUUGAAUUAACCUAGCAUUUAGAUAUGUGAUAUUUAACGUUUUUACUAUAUUUGAAGCAGAUGCACAGUUGCUCCCAUAUUUCAAGAAUAUUUUAAUGCAGUGAUUUCCCUUUACAAAACACAAGUAACAAAUUUGACACUUUAAGGCAGAUAUGUAAAACAACUUGGGCAGAUGUUCAAAAUGUGUCUCAAGUUAUAAUUCAAUAUUGUGAUUUGAUGUGACCAACUUGCUGUAAAAUUUAGAAUAUGCAUCUAUAUACAUAGUGUUACCUAAUUGCUGUUAUGACUCAGCAGGUGAAAUCCAUAUAAUGCCUACCUCUGUAGCAGGCUGUCUAUCCUUUGGCUUCUGGCUGUAUUUGCUAUUGCUUAUAGAAGUCUGCAUACAAGUCUGCAUGUGUCUCUUAUCUAAUGACUUUGUAAACCUAUUCCUGUGAUAAAUAAUCUCUUUGCAUGGCCAACAUCAGGUCACUCAAUACUUGUGAGGUCAACUUCCUAUAAAUGGUCCUCAACAUGUUAUACGUUUGUGUAUGCUUUAUGUUCCAGAGUAAUUCAAAAAUGGUCAGUUUUGAUUGCUAACAGCCCACAGUUUGCAUUAACAGAUUAAUGUGACUAGCAAAACCUUGUGCUAUGCAUUCUUCUUGAAUUGCUUCUUGUGCAAGUGGUAAUUUAUAAUGAGAGUUUUGGCUAAUUUUUUUUAUUUUCCCUUUUUCAGCGAUAAAAGUCCCUGGAGCAGGACUUUGCAGUCAAGAGUGCAGUUUUAAAAAAAAAGUUCUAGUGUAGUCCAUUGCACAAAAUGACCUAAUAGUGAAGAGAACACUAUUGAACCACAUUAAUAAUAGAGGCAGUAUAUUUGCUGCCUUAUGUUGUUUGCACUACAAGUUGCAAACAUGAACAAAAUUACAUUAUUAAAAUGGCUGCUGCAGGAAGAGAAACUCACAAGUGUUGAAGAAAUCUUCAAUAAUUUGAUUAACAUUAUGCUUUAUGAUAUAAUAUUACACAAUAUUGAGAUGUUAUAAUAUUCAUAUGUUUCCCAGUUAUUCAUUGAUUUUAAUCAGAUGUUAAACCUGUGCACUUUUGAUAUUUUUUUAAUUAUUAGAAAGGUAGAAAAUGCUGGAGUUUGUUGAUAUAACUCUACCGGUAGUAUCUUUACUUGGUGUGAUAGGGUUCUGCAUCUGCAUGCUGCAGAGGAGUCAGUUAUAUUUUUAACCUGUGUUCAAAUUAUAUUUUUACACUACCGGGAUUUGUGCUUCAGCAUUUUCUCCAUUAGAAUUUUUGUUUUGCAUAUGUUAACUGCCACUUCUAAAAUCCAGGGUGAUCCAAUUCUGGGGUUUUCUUGCAUAUUAUUCUUAGGAAUAGCUCAAUGUAACAAGGAAAAAAACUUGACUUUUUUUCUGGUAAUGGUAAUAAGCACUUGAAAAGUAGUAUUACCAACAAAUUCCAGGAUUUCUGGGUAUUAAAAAUAUCAAGUAUCAUUGAUUUAAUAGAAUUUUUUACAAAGGCGCCAAAUAAAUUCCAUUUUGGAAUUGUCUCCUUAUUUCUUUUUUGUUAUUGUGCCAAAACUUGGUACACCUAGAAGAAAAAUCUAAAAGAUUGUUUGUUGUGGGGUGUUCUGUUUCCAUGCCUUCAUUUUGUUAAUCCUGCCAGUAGUGCCUUUGAUGAUUUUGAACAGUGUGCUUGUUCCUACAAUUGUUUUUGCAAACUAAAAAGUAUUCAAAUUUCAAAAAGGAUUAAGCAAUAAGUGCAACUGAGAACCCCCCUUUUGCACACAAUUUCCACUGUAGUCUUAAUUUUACAAAUAAAUUGUAUGAAAUUCUUUUAUGUUGAUGAUACUUCUGAAAUGCAGAUUCAUGCAAAUUCAGGGGAUGCUAUUUUGGGAACCAAAUCAAGUGAGUUUGGACUCCUAACAGACACAAUAAAUUGUAUUAACACAUUUGUGGUUACAGUACAGAUGACUGUAUCACACGUAUCUUAGCUUUGGUGAUGGACGCAAAUAACUGGUAUUGUUAGCAGAUGUGAAAACAUUAAGACAUUAACUUUCCUUACCAGCUGUGUAAUCAUUGUGUAAGUUCAGCAAACAGAAAAUAGAUGCUGCAUCAACAAACCAUAAGCCAUGGAUUAAACUGGUGAGGUUUGUUGAGGACAACUUCUGACAAAUUGGUUGAAUAUAGAAAUAACUUUAAAUAAAGUGCAAUUUAAAUGAUGAAUUUUACAUUAUUGUGAAAGAUAUUUUCUGUUCGCUGGAAGAAUGGUGUGGUUCUUAACUUUUUUUGUUACAGUAUUGAUCAUAUGCUCAGUAACAUUAAAAAUGUACUUCAUGUGGGUAUUUAUUUGAAGCAAUUUUCACAGUACUGUAUUAUUUUUAUGUGCAUUAUCAUUUAGUGGCAGGUUGGCUUAAACAUAAUGUUAUAUGCAUGUGUGCCAGCCUAGAGACCUUUACACAGAUUUUUUUACAUAAUUAAUUGAAGUUUUUUAAACUGUGUGGAACUAAAGGCUUCAUAGACUUUGAAAUAUUGAACAUUGGACUUGCAAACAUGUAAAACCUGACAAAAGAUUUCUUGUACCAGGAUUGUAUCUGUGUAAAGGUAAUCCUAUUGGCUAUGUCAAUAAAUGUGAUUACAAAUAAAA
Chiloscyllium plagiosum (whitespotted bambooshark) is the source of this 8100-nucleotide messenger RNA. Its product is annotated as protein bicaudal D homolog 2-like. Gene Ontology annotation, biological process: microtubule anchoring at microtubule organizing center; regulation of microtubule cytoskeleton organization; protein localization to organelle. The record is from RefSeq and is a predicted model, not a curated record. Gene Ontology annotation, cellular component: cytosol; Golgi apparatus. Gene Ontology annotation, molecular function: dynactin binding; cytoskeletal adaptor activity; dynein complex binding. NCBI's taxonomy places the organism in Eukaryota, Metazoa, Chordata, Chondrichthyes, Orectolobiformes, Hemiscylliidae.